AGAGGAGAAGGCGUAUAUGAAUCAAAGCUUGACGAGUCCGGGGCAAAACUUACAGUGUCUCUUGGCAACCUCACCACCGUUACAUCGAACCCUCUCGCCGCUCUGCUUCCUUCUCCGUCGUCGAUUUCGUCUUCUGAGUUAGAAGGUGAAUUGAUAAGGUCAAGCAAAGAUGGCGAACUUACAAGUUUCUGGAAUUAUUGAAAAGAUGACUGGCAAAGAUAAAGAUUUUAGAUACAUGGCAACGUCUGAUUUACUCAAUGAGUUGAAUAAGGAAUCCUUUAAACUCGAUACAGACUUGGAGAUGAGAUUGUCGAGCAUCAUACUUAAACAGCUUGAUGAUGUGGCUGGUGAUGUUUCUGGAUUGGCUGUUAAAUGUCUUGCUCCAUUGGUGAAGAAGGUUGGAGAAGAGCGUAUUGUGGAGAUGACCAACAAGUUAUGUGAGAAGCUGCUGCAUGGGAAAGACCAACACCGUGAUACCGCAAGCAUAGCUCUCAGGACUGUUGUCGCUCAAGUUGCUCCUUCGCUUGCUCCAUCUAUUCUUGUUACUCUAACUCCACAAAUGAUUGGAGGGAUAAGUGGCGAGGGACUGAGCUCAGGGAUUAAGUGUGAGUGUCUUGAGAUCAUGUGUGAUGUUGUUCAAAAGUACGGAAGUUUGAUGGCAGAUGAUCACAAUAAGCUACUGAACGCAUUGCUGUUGCAAUUGGGCUGUAACCAAGCCACAGUCAGGAAGAAGACUGUUACAUGCAUUGCAUCUCUUGCUUCGAGUCUGUCUGAUGAUUUGCUCGCAAAAGCGACAGUUCAAGUUGUGAAAAACCUAAGUAACAAGAAUGCGAAAUCGGAGAUUACACGCACCAAUAUUCAAAUGAUUGGAGCUUUAAGCCGCUCUGUCGGAUACCGAUUUGGGACUCAUCUUGGUAAUACUGUUCCAGUAUUGAUCAAAUACUGCACCAGCGCUUCGGAGAAUGAUGAGGAGCUCCGCGAGUAUAGCUUACAGGCACUUGAAAGUUUCUUGCUACGGUGUCCAAGGGACAUCUCACCAUAUUGUGAUGAAAUUUUGAACCUCACUUUAGAAUACAUAAGUUAUGACCCAAAUUUUACGGACAAUAUGGAGGAAGAUACUGAUGAUGAGACUCUUGAAGAUGAAGAAGAUGAUGAGAGUGCGAAUGAGUACACGGAUGAUGAGGAUGCCAGCUGGAAAGUUAGGAGAGCUGCGGCGAAAUGCUUGGCAGGAUUAAUAGUUUCUCGUUCUGAGAUGAUCUCUAAAGUAUAUCAAGAGGCCUGCCCAAAACUGAUUGAUAGAUUUAAGGAAAGAGAGGAAAAUGUGAAGAUGGAUGUUUUCAACACAUUCAUUGAUCUGUUACGGCAAACAGGAAAUGUCACAAAAGGUCAAACUGACACCGAUGAAUCAAGUGCGAAAUGGCUACUGAAGCAAGAAGUCUCAAAGAUUGUGAAAUCCAUAAAUAGGCAGCUGCGUGAAAAGUCUGUUAAGACGAAGGUUGGUGCAUUCUCUGUUUUGAGAGAACUUGUGGUCGUCCUGCCUGACUGCCUUGCUGAUCAUAUUGGUUCACUAGUUCCUGGAAUUGAAAGAGCGCUUAAUGAUAAAUCUUCUACUUCAAACUUGAAAAUCGAAGCUCUUGUCUUCACAAAAUUAGUAUUGGCAUCGCAUGCACCUCCUGUUUUUCAUCCUUACAUUAAGGCUCUUUCUAGUCCUGUUUUAGCUGCUGUUGGCGAACGCUAUUACAAGGUGACCGCCGAGGCAUUAAGGGUCUGUGGGGAACUUGUCAGAGUAGUACGCCCAAGUACUCAGGGUAUGGGCUUUGAUUUUAAACCAUUUGUUCAUCCGAUCUACAAUGCGAUAAUGUCUCGCUUGACAAAUCAAGAUCAGGACCAGGAGGUCAAGGAGUGUGCUAUUACCUGCAUGGGUCUUGUGAUUUCAACAUUUGGCGAUCAACUUGGAGCAGAGUUGCCUUCAUGCCUUCCUGUGCUUGUUGACCGAAUGGGAAACGAAAUCACUCGCCUCACAGCAGUAAAGGCAUUUGCUGUCAUUGCCACAUCUCCGCUGCACAUUGAUUUAUCAUGUGUCUUGGACCAUUUGAUUGCUGAAUUAACUGGGUUCUUAAGGAAGGCUAAUCGGGUUCUACGGCAAGCAACACUGAUUACCAUGAAUACCUUGGUAACAGCCUACGGUGAUAAAAUCGACUCAGAUGCUUAUGAAGUUAUUGUUGUGGAGCUUUCAUCUCUGAUAUGCGUUUCGGACCUCCAUAUGACGGCUCUUGCACUUGAACUCUGCUGCACUCUGAUGACCGGAAAGAGUUGUAGUGAAAAUAUCAGUUUGGCGGUUCGCAACAAAGUUCUUCCACAGGCAUUAACUUUAGUUAAAAGUCCAUUGCUCCAGGGUCAAGCACUUUUGGCUCUGCAAGGAUUCUUUGAAGCUCUGGUGUAUCAUGCAAAUACGAGUUUCUACACCUUACUCGACUCAUUACUUUCUUGUGCUAAGCCUUCCCCUCAGUCGGGAGGCGUCCCAAAGCAAGCAUUAUAUUCAAUUGCACAGUGUGUUGCAGUUCUUUGUCUCGCGGCAGGUGAUAAGAAUUGCUCGUCUACAGUUAAAAUGCUUAUAGAAAUCCUUAAAGAUGACAGCGGCACAAAUUCAGCAAAACAGCAUCUUGCCUUAUUGUCUCUUGGUGAGAUUGGGAGAAGGAAAGAUCUGAGCGCACAUGCUGGCAUUGAGACGAUCGUCAUUGAGUCUUUCCAAUCUCCUUUUGAAGAAAUAAAGUCUGCGGCUUCAUAUGCUCUUGGAAACAUUGCUGUUGGCAAUCUGUCGAAUUAUUUGCCUUUUAUCUUGAACCAGAUUGAUAAUCAACAGAAGAAACAAUAUAUUCUCCUUCAUUCGCUCAAGGAGGUGAUCGUGAGGCAGUCUGUUGAUAAAGCUGAUUUCCAGAAUUCCAGUGUUGAGAAAAUACUUGCGUUACUGUUUAACCACUGUGAAAGCGAGGAAGAGGGUGUAAGGAAUGUUGUUGCUGAAUGCUUGGGAAAAAUGGCGUUGAUAGAACCUGAGAAACUAGUUCCUGCACUUAAGGUGAGGACGACUAGUCCAGCCGCUUUUACUCGUGCGACUGUUGUUACCGCUGUGAAAUAUUCUGUCGUGGAACGGCCUGAGAAGUUGGAUGAAAUCAUCUUCCCCGAGAUUUCUUCAUUCCUCAUGUUAAUUAAAGAUGGUGACAGGCAUGUUAGGCGUGCAGCUGUGUCAGCUCUGAGUACCUUUGCUCACUACAAACCAAACCUCAUUAAAGGACUCCUCUCUGAGUUGUUACCGCUUCUUUAUGAUCAAACCGUUAUCAAGAAAGAGUUAAUAAGGACGGUUGAUCUAGGGCCAUUCAAGCACGUUGUUGAUGACGGGCUUGAACUGAGGAAAGCAGCUUUUGAGUGUGUAUUUACUCUGCUCGAUAGCUGUCUUGAUCAACUGAAUCCGUCUUCUUUCAUUAUCCCUUUCCUCAAAUCCGGACUAGAAGAUCAUUAUGAUCUGAAGAUGAUUUGUCAUCUUAUACUCUCACUACUAGCGGAUAAAUGCCCCUCGGCCGUGCUAGCUGUACUGGAUUCGCUUGUGGAACCACUUCAAAAAACAAUAAACUUCAAGCCAAAGCAAGAUGCCGUGAAGCAAGAGCAUGACCGUAAUGAAGACAUGAUCAGAAGUGCUCUUCGUGCUAUCUCAUCGUUGGAUCGGAUCAGUGGAGUGGAUUACAGCCACAAGUUCAAGAGCUUAAUGGCUGAGAUGAAGAGGUCUGAAUCAUUGUGGGGGAAGUAUCAGACAAUCCGCAAUGAGUAAAAAGAGUGUAUGUUCUUUUAUUACAUGAGGAACCAUAAAAGCUAUCGAUGAUGUUAUAGCCUUGUUUUUUUUUUACAAUCCGCAACAAGUCUGUUCUUUUUUUUUUCUGCUUUUGAAAUUUUCUUUUUGUGACAAUUCGAGGGAUUUUAUAGCCUUGUUUUAUUUGGCUUUUCAAUUGUUGGUAGUGGUAUUGUGCUUUCAUACUUUUGAUUGACUUUUAAAAAUGAGUAGAAACGUUAA
Molecule: messenger RNA, 4063 nt
Organism: Brassica rapa (field mustard)
Lineage: Eukaryota; Viridiplantae; Streptophyta; Magnoliopsida; Brassicales; Brassicaceae
Product: cullin-associated NEDD8-dissociated protein 1
Biological process (GO): SCF complex assembly
Source: RefSeq, a predicted model, not a curated record